Molecule: messenger RNA, 622 nt
Organism: Clarias gariepinus (North African catfish)
Lineage: Eukaryota; Metazoa; Chordata; Actinopteri; Siluriformes; Clariidae
Product: galactose-specific lectin nattectin-like
Exons: 8
Coding region: 1-600 (199 amino acids)
Molecular function (GO): signaling receptor activity
Source: RefSeq, a predicted model, not a curated record
AUGCCUACCUAUCAGCUCCUUAUCAUCUCUGUUCCCUUUUCCAACGUGCCCGUUAAGAUGUUUAUGUUUGUUUCUGCAGCUGCAGCAAUCGAGACUGAACCUGAGCAGAAUCAGAAACUUCCAGGUGAAACUACUGAACUGGCUGCGGAGGAGGUGAUUGAGGCAGCUGAGGAUAAGGUGGAAGCACUUAAAUUAGAUGCAGAUGCUGAAGGUCAGAAUAACGACUGUCCAUUUGGAUGGAUUAAAUAUGGAUCACGCUGCUUUCGUCUCAUGAGGUCAAGUCAGGCCUGGGUCAAUGCUGAUGCUCAGUGUGUAGUUCAACAGGCAAGACUGGCAUCUGUACAGAACGUUGAAGAAAACAACUUCCUGCAGGGUUUGCUUGACAUGGCUGAUGUAUAUGGCGCUUGGACUGGAGGUUACCACUUUCAGGGUGUAUGGUUUUGGGUUGACGCAGCCCGGUUCCAAUACACUAAUUGGUUCAUGCUCAUCAAUCAGGAAAACCUUCCAUGUGUUCUCAUGAGGAGAAAUGGUGGAUGGUACACCGCUAAGUGUUCAACUGAUUAUCCAUUUAUCUGUUCUAUUGACCUACCUGCAUGUUAAAGGACAUAAAUGAACAAUUGUA